AUGAGCAUUGAAAUACUUGCCGAACAACAACAAUUACGACAAACAACUCCAUUCUUUAAUGCUGAACUUAUUAAUAAAUAUUCCAAAUAUGUAAAAACAAUUGGAAAACGAGUCGUCGAAGUUGAAUUCUGUUGGUAUCAGGCAAAUCCAUGUCAAAGUUUUCGAUUACGAAUGACGGAAAAACAAUUUACUGAAGCACAAAAACAUAUUUAUUCAAAAAAACUAUUUAAUAUGAAAUUUGAACAAUUUACUGAUUUAAUUGCUCCUGUAUUCGCUAAUAAUGCAGCGGAAAUUAAUGAUUUUAUAUUACGUUCAACAUUUGAUCGUUUAUUUGAUCAAAAAUCAAAUGGUACAAUUGAACAAGAAGAAUUUGAAUCACUUUUAAAAUUACUUAAAGCAUUCAAUAAAAAUCAAAAUGAUUUAGAAAAGCAUUUUUUUCUAUAUGAAACUCUUCGACAAACAUUUGCACAUCAAAAUAAUCAUAUUUCAUUUAAAGAUUUCAGUGAAUUUGUCAAAUGUGGUUAUGUACGCGAAUUAUUAAUGGGUUAA
Molecule: messenger RNA, 549 nt
Organism: Adineta steineri
Lineage: Eukaryota; Metazoa; Rotifera; Eurotatoria; Adinetida; Adinetidae
Source: the annotation of a GenBank genome assembly